AACCUAGCCUGUCCCCAGCCUUUCCUGCAGGCUGAGGGGCAGCUGCUGCGGAAGAAUGGACCCUGGGGCUGGCUGCUUCUCCGAGGAGCAGUUCCGGGAGGCCUGCGCCGAGCUCCAGCACCCUUCACUUUCCGGGGCCAAAUGGGAGCUGCUUGUGGAGACGUUGGGCAUCAGCAUCUACCGGCAGCUGGAUCAGCAGACUGGGCUUUAUGAGUAUAAGGUCUUUGGCGUUCUGGAGGAUUGUUCACCAGAGCUACUUGCAGAUGUCUACAUGGACUUAGACUAUAGGAAACAGUGGGAUGAAUACGUUAAAGAACUCUAUGAAAAAGAAUGCAACGGAGAGGCAGUGGUCUACUGGGAAGUAAAGUACCCUUUUCCCAUGUCCAACAGAGAUUAUGUCUAUGUGCGGCAGCGGCGAGAGCUGGACUUUGAAGGGAAGAAGAUCCUUGUGAUCCUGGCCCGGAGCACCUCUGUGCUGCAGUUUCCAGAGAAGUCAGGUGUGAUUCGGGUGAAGCAGUACAAGCAAAGCCUGGCAAUUCAGAGUGACGGCAAAAAGGGAAGCAAAGUUUUUAUGUGUUACUUCGAUAACCCCGGUGGCCAAAUUCCAUCCUGGCUCAUUAACUGGGCUGCCAAGAGAUUGGAAUCUUAGGUUCCCAGCAACUUUAGAAAUUGGAAGACCAUCUCUCAACAGAUCAGAUGCCCCAUGACCUGCCACCAGGGGAUCAUGGAAUACUGGAAAAGACAUCAUUUAAAGGAUUAUCUCCAACAUAGAUACAUAGAUGGAGUGACCCUUACCACUUACUCUUUACUGAAACUAAAGAGAAUUGACUCUUGAAUUAAUAUUUCCACUUAGAAAGGACACUUGCACUGGACUGGCCAAUAGAGAGGACUGAUGGGGUCAAAAAUCACCUUGAAACAAUGCUCAAACAGAGGAAAAACUACCAGAUGAAGAUGAGAAGAAGAUGAUAUUGGAGGUAGACAGCUAACUCAAGCUGUGGGGCCUGGCCUACACACUAGUUACUUUGAUAAUUUCUCAUAUGUGGCUUAUGAACUAAAUGUUUUUCACAACCUUAUACAGAGAUAGUUAAUCCAGUUGUUGAGUUCGUGGUCAGUUAGCCAUUCAUACUUCUGGAUUACCUUGUUGGAUUUCUCCACUCCAAGGCCCUUAGGAAAUUAUUCUAGAAGAAAGAAGUUACAGGUUUGUUUAGGCCACUAUUGAUAUUACUGGAUGAGACUCCUUCACUGGGCCAUUCAACCAUACUUGCUCUGACCAUCACCAUAAACAUAAAUGUUCUUUGAGAUUUUCUCAAGCUCAAUCAGAGCAACAGGCAAAAUUUCGGCCUAAGAAUAUAACCUCUCCAUUUCCAGUUUGGGAUUUAUAUGAGUAAUGCCAGACUAUGAUCAUUUGAGUUUAAGGCUCCCUUUAUGUUGGGAAUAAUUAAAACAUACUAAGGAUGACCAGCCUAAUAAUACUGGGGAAUUUGGAUGGAUGCCUUACGAACAACACCAAUAUAUCAUUUCCUUUAAAGGUUAGGAUUGGUAUAGAACAAAUUAACUCGAAUGACCUAGGGAUAUUCGAGUCCACACCUAAUGGAAGUUCCUGGCUUAAAUUCUUACUUAUAACCUUGCAAAUACUACUAGCUAGAUUACUUGUAUUCUGCCUAUGUUAUAAGAUUGCUGUUUCAUGUGUUACCAAGUGUGUGACUGAGCCUCUGACAAAAUGGUGACUAGACAACUUGAAGCAGUUGACCAGAGAGAUAGUUUUAUAAAAGAUCAGUGAUGAUAAUCAGGUAACUUUACAUAUGGAAAGAAGCAAGAAGAAUAAUUUUCUUGAUCAUAACAGACUAGAAGACAGAUUGUCAGACACUUUUGGCAAUGGCUAAUAGGGCCUAGUCUAGUAAUAGCACACUGAGGGGCCUAUCAACAAAAUCUUCCCCUGACCUAGGAAUAAGCAUUCCUAGUACUGUGGGACAAAGUGAUCAUUAAGUGCCUCCCAAGCCAUGGUCCAAUUUAUGACCAUGAGGGGCAUUCCCAACUAAAAAUUGUCACUUGCCAUCCGGUGCUACAAGAAUGAAGUCAUUACCCACUGCAGUCACUGACCUUCAAACACACCCUGGAAGGAGUUCAGGAUGGAGGUCAGGAAUGAAGCACUCUGUGCUCUGGGAAGAUCUGGCUGAACAGACCUUCAGAUAGAUGUUUUCAGGAGAUUUUAAGAUCUUCUCAUAUCUAGAAAAGCACUAAACCAUUAUUGGAGACAUCUGCUCCAAAUGACUAGCAGCAACCUUCUGGUGACUGGCAGUAACCCCCUGCCAAAGUGUGUGCUUGAUUGCACGCAUCCCCUUUCACCUCUGCCUCGUCUGAGCAGUUCUUAAGAGCUAUCUGAGGGGCUAGCUCUCUUCUGGGCAAUCGUCAUCAUUUUGCCCCAAAUAAAACUUAACUUACAACUCUCA
Phacochoerus africanus (Common warthog) is the source of this 2450-nucleotide messenger RNA. RefSeq names its product phosphatidylcholine transfer protein (gene PCTP). Gene Ontology annotation, molecular function: phosphatidylcholine intramembrane carrier activity; phosphatidylcholine binding. The record is from RefSeq and is a predicted model, not a curated record. NCBI's taxonomy places the organism in Eukaryota, Metazoa, Chordata, Mammalia, Artiodactyla, Suidae. The transcript is spliced from 7 exons. The coding region runs from base 56 to 649 and encodes 197 amino acids.